AUCUUGUGGCCAUUUUAGAAAUAUUGCUUUAUCUUGCCAACAGAGUAAGAUCUAAAAAUGUCCAGGCGUAGUGGACGAAUUGAUAGUGGUACGCCUCCAGCCAAGAAAGGACGCUUUGUAUCCAGUGAUGAGGAAUCCAGUGAAAAUGAAAUGGAUCAAUCACAAAAUCCAGAUUUUAUAACUCCAAAUUCGACUGAAGCAGAAGUUGGUAUCAUUGAAAGGGUAACUUUAAAGAAUUUUAUGUGUCACAGUCGACUGGAGUUCAACUUUGGGCCUAAUGUUAAUUUUAUUGUGGGACGAAAUGGAAGUGGUAAGAGUGCUGUGUUAACAGCUAUGGUUGUUGGUCUGGGUGGUAAAGCAACUGUUACCAACAGAGGUUCAUCAGUCAAGGCUUUCAUUAAAGAUGGUCAGAGCACUGCUGAAGUUGCAAUAAAGCUACGUAAUCGAGGUACUGAUGCCUUCAAGUCUGAAUUGUAUGGGAACUCUAUUGUUGUAGAACGUAAACUAUCUGCAGAUGGUGGCACACAGUAUAAACUGAAAUCAACUAGUGGUAAAAUAGUUUCAACCAAGAGAGAGGAAUUAUCACAUAUACUAGAUCAAUUUAACAUUCAGGUUGAUAAUCCAGUGUCUAUUCUCAAUCAAGAUACCAGCAGAAAUUUUCUACAUUCCAAGAAUCCACAUGACAAAUACAAGGUGAGUUUGUUAUUGCUCCUUGUCUGCCUUGCUUACAAGAUUUGAUACCUAACCAUUACAUGAUUUGACACCCAAACAUUACAUGAUUUGACACCCAUCCAUUAUAUGAUUUGACACCUAACCAUUACGAGAUUUGACACCUAACCAUCACAAGAUUUGACAUCCAACAAUUACAAGAUUCGACACCUAACCAUUACAUGAUUUGACACCCAACCAUUAUAUGAUUUGACAUCUAACCAUUACAUGAUU
Molecule: messenger RNA, 942 nt
Organism: Saccoglossus kowalevskii
Lineage: Eukaryota; Metazoa; Hemichordata; Enteropneusta; Harrimaniidae
Product: structural maintenance of chromosomes protein 6-like
Biological process (GO): double-strand break repair via homologous recombination
Cellular component (GO): site of double-strand break; Smc5-Smc6 complex; nucleus
Molecular function (GO): ATP hydrolysis activity; single-stranded DNA binding; damaged DNA binding
Source: RefSeq, a predicted model, not a curated record